Pollicipes pollicipes is the source of this 3656-nucleotide messenger RNA. Its product is annotated as 300 kDa antigen AG231. The record is from RefSeq and is a predicted model, not a curated record. The transcript has a single exon. Lineage: Eukaryota; Metazoa; Arthropoda; Thecostraca; Pollicipedomorpha; Pollicipedidae. Bases 89 to 1615 code for a protein of 508 amino acids.
CAGUAAAAAGGAACCAACCGAAGCCACGGAGAAACAAACCUUGGUAACUGAAGUUAGUGAGGGAAAACCGGUGGACUUUUUUGAAGCCAUGGAAGAAGUGACCGACGUGACCGGGGAUGUUGAGGUCCAACCAACUGAGUUCACAGGCAUCGAUGUGACUCAGGUCAGUGAUGAGACACCAACUGAGGCUGUUGAGGUCACUGAUGUCUGUAAGGCACCGGAUGAUGUGGCCAGAGCCGAGGAGAAAGUUACAGCCGAAGUUACUGAAGGUACUGAGGCACCAACUGAUGUAGCUGAAAUCGCUAAGGAGGAACCAGUUGAGGCCACUCCGCGGACGGAGGGAAGACUUACCGAUGACGACAAGGAGGAGGACAGACAAUUGGAAAAAACACUCCAUGUAACUGAAAUCAUUGAAGAGAAACGAACUGAUGUCACGGAGAGACCUGCUGAUAUCACUGCAGUCAUGGAUGAGAAACAGGCUCAAUCCUCAGAAACCGUUCAGGUCUUGGAGCAACCGGCCGAUGGUACCGAGGUGGAUGAGGUCACACGAACUCAGUCCACGGAUGUUGAUGCGGUCAAAAUCAGUGAGGCGGCACCGACCGAGGCUGUUGAGGUCACUGAGGCCAUUGAGACACCGCAUGAUAUCACCGAAGUCGAGGAGAAAACUAUAACCGAAGUUUCUGAGGUCGCUGAGGUCUCUGAGACCCCAUACGAUGUGACCGGACUCGAGGACAAAGUCAUAUCCAAAGCUUUUGAAACCACUAGGGAACCAGCCGAUAUCGCUGAAACCAUUGAUGACAAACCAGUUGAGGCUACUCCGGCGACUGAGGAACCACUUGUUCAGGCUGAACUUCAGGAGCACGAACCAACUGAAGCCACUGAAGAGCCUCUCGAUGUGACGGAAAUCACUGAAAAGAAACCAAUUGAUGCCACACAGGAGCCAGCCCUUGUGACUGAAGUUACUGAGGAAAAACCAGCGGACGUUCUUGAAGUCGUUGAAAAAGCGGCCGAUGGCACCAAAGUCGAUGACGUCACGACAAUGGAGGUCACGGAGGGUGCCGAGAUCACUGCAGUCGUUGAGAAGCCAUGUGAUAUAACUGGAGUCGAGGAAACAGGUAUAACCGAAGUGCUUAGAGCCGCUGAGGUACCACCCGACGUGUCUGACACCAUUGUGGAGAAAUCGGCCGGAAAAUCUCUCCAUGUAGCUGCAUUCAUCGAAGAAAUUUCAACUGAGGUCAUUGAGGAACCGGCUGGUGUUACUACAGUCGUUGAUGAGAAGCGAGCUGAAUUCCCUGAAAUCGAUGAGGUCUUUGAGAAGCCAGCAGAAGGCAAGGAAUCCCAUGAGGUCUCACCGACUGAGUUGACGGAUAUCGACGUCAUUAAGGUCAGUGAGGAGACACGAACAGAUGCUGCUGAGGUCACUGAGGUCUCCGAGACACCAUAUGAUGCCAUCGGCGCCGAGGGGAAAGUUUCAACCGAAGCUACUGAGGUGACCGAGGAUAUGGCUGUAGCCAUCGAGGACAGCCUGGCUGAGGCUACUCAGGUUGACCGGGGAAGGAAUUACGGAGGAGGACAAACCAACAGAAAAACCUCUCCAUGCAACCGAAACCAGUGAAGAGAAACCAGCUGAGGUCACAGAGGAACCAGCCGAUGUUACUGAAGUCAUGGAUGAGAAAGGAGCGCAAUCUCUCGAAACCGUUAUGACCGUGGAGAAACCGGCAGAUGGCAUGGCAGUGGAUGAGGUCGCACGAACUGAGUUCACGGACAUUGAUGUGCUUGAAGGCAGUGAGGGGACACCAGCCGAGGCUGCAGAGGUCACUGAGGUUUGUGAGACCUUAUAUGAUGUGACUGGAGUCGAGGAGAAAGUUAUAACCGAAGUUCCUGAAGCCACGGAGGAACAAACCGAUAUGACUGAUGUCAUCCAGUACGAAGGAGCUGGGGGCGCUGAGAUGACUGAGGAACCGAUUGUUGAGACUGAACUGAGAUCCUACAAACCUACUGAGCUCACCGAAAAACAUCCUGCAUUUACUGAAACCAGUGAAGAGAAGUCAACGGGGGCCAUUGAGAAGCCAGGUCUUGUGAGUGAAGUUAGUGAGGAAAAGCCACUGGACGUUCCUGAAGUGAUUGAAAGAGCGGCCGACGUGACCGAAGUCAACGAGGUCAAAACAACGGAGCGCACGGGCAUCGAUGACAGUGAAGUCAUUGAGGAGAUUUCACUCGAGGCUGCUGAGGUCACUGAGAUCUUUGAGAUCCCACGUGGUGUUGUAACCAGAGCCGAGGAGAAAAUCCCUACUGAAGUACCUGAAGCCACCGAGGAACCAGACACCGAGGAACCGGCCCAUAUGGCUGAAACCACUGAUGAGAAACCAGCUGAAAAAUCUUUCCAUGAAAUUGAAAAGAGUGAGGAGGAACUAACUGGGGUCAUUGAGCAACCAGGCAAGGUUACUGCAAUCAUUGAUGAGAAACAAGCCGAACCUUUUGAAAUGAUACAGGCCUUGGAGAAACCGGUAGAUGGCACCGAGGUGGAUGAGGUCACAAGAACUGAGCUCGCGGAUGCCGAUGUCACUGAAGUCAGUGAGGAGACACCAACGGAGGCUGCUGAGGUCACUGAGGUCUCCGAGACACCUCAUGAGAUGACGGGAGCCGAGGAGAAAACUCAAAUCGAAGUUUUUGAAGUAAUUGGGAUAUCAUCCGAUGUGGCUGAAACCAUUGAGGAGAAACCAGCUGAGACUGCUCAGAUGACUGACGAACCAGUCAUUGAGACUGAACAUAGGGAUUAUGGACCUACUGAGAUUGCUGAGACACCUGAGUUCACUGGCGUUACCGAGGCACCAUCCGAUGUGAACAAAGUGUGCGACGGCAGACGCGCUGAGAUCUGUGAGGAACCAGUGGAUUUGACUGACGAUAGUGAAGACCAGCCGAGAGAUGUUCCUGAGGAACAUGCGGAAGAGACUGUGGUCAGUAAGAUGGAUCCGGAUGAGACUACCAAUUUGACUGAAGUCUUGGAGACGCCAGCCGAUGCGACAAGAGUUGGUGGUGACGAGCUGACUGAAGUAGCAGAGGAGCCAGCCGAUGACGUACGUGCUGAUGGCAGCAAAACAGAUGAGGUGGUCGACGAAUCAGCCGAUGUGACUGAUGUAAGUCAUAAGGAAAGGACAGACGUUAUGGAAAUACGUGAGGUGGUUCAGGUAGGCGAUAAGACGCCAACUGAGGAGGCUCUUGAGGGUACUGAGACCUUUGAACCACCAGCUGACGAGACCAAAGUCGACGAAAGCAAGUCAUCUGGUGCUACUGAUGCCAUGAAGAACCUGGGCGAUGUAGCUAAAACUACUGGGGAUGAAACAUCUAUGGUUUCCACGGUGGUUGAGAAGCCACCCUACGCGACAGAGUAUAGUGAGGACAAGCUGACCGAGUUCAUUGAAAAACCAGAUGACAUGGCUGAAACCAUUGAGGACCAGCCGUCCCAAGCACAUAAGCUUACUGAGGUGCUCAUGAAAUCUGACGACUUAUUCCCAACCUUGGAGGACAAACCAACUACACUUCCCGAUGUCACUGAGGCAGCAGCUGAUAUUGCUGACGCCCUUGAGGGAAAACCGACAUUGACCACUAAGAUCACAGAAGGUGCUGAGGACUCAGUCAGUGUGGCUGCCGUCGCU